AGGAUGCGGGGCUGCCGUGGCUCAGCCCCCCACGAGGCUGCAUGCGUCAGGGUUGCCGUGGACCCCCGAGCCUGGCCCACCCGACUGGGAUGGCAUGUGGGGCGGGCCCGCAGCAACCCACCCUAGGGGUCCAGGGGGAGCCCGAGCCAGCUGAAGGCCCCGCCCACCCUCCACCAGACAUAAACGAGCUGAACCUGCCCAAGACCUGCGACAUCAGCUUCUCCGACCCCGACGACCUCCUCAACUUCAAGCUGGUCAUCUGUCCCGAUGAGGGCUUCUACAAGAGUGGGAAGUUCGUGUUCAGUUUUAAGGUGGGCCAGGGUUACCCACAUGACCCCCCCAAGGUGAAGUGUGAGACGAUGGUCUAUCACCCCAACAUCGACCUCGAGGGCAACGUCUGCCUCAACAUCCUCAGAGAGGACUGGAAGCCAGUCCUCACGAUAAACUCCAUAAUUUAUGGCCUGCAGUAUCUCUUCUUGGAGCCCAACCCUGAGGACCCGCUGAACAAGGAGGCCGCCGAGGUCCUGCAGAACAACCGGCGUCUGUUCGAGCAGAACGUGCAGCGCUCCAUGCGGGGCGGCUACAUCGGCUCCACCUACUUCGAGCGCUGCCUCAAGUAGGGCCAGCGCACACCGGCCCCUGCCGGGCGCAGCCCGACAUCCCCUGCAGAUAUUUAUUGGGGGCCGCCUUUGGGGAAGCCCAGCGCGGCGCCCACCGGGGCUCAUAGUUAUUUUUUUUUAACCACCACGUGAUUACAGUCGGUCGGCGCCGCCUCCGCGACCCGCUCAGCAAUGGGAAAUGAAUUGGCUCCUCUAGCCCCCUGCUGGGUGCUGUCCGGCCCCCCGCUCUGGGCUCUGGGGUGGGGCGCGCUGGGGUCGGGGAGGCCGGGGCCCCUGCUCCCCACCCCUGCCCCGCCGCUGGCGGGCCCGCCAGGCUAUUAAAGGGGAAUGUUACUGCA
Messenger RNA from Condylura cristata (star-nosed mole), 958 nucleotides. RefSeq names its product ubiquitin-conjugating enzyme E2M (gene UBE2M). Gene Ontology annotation, biological process: protein neddylation. Bases 42 to 620 code for a protein of 192 amino acids. The transcript has 5 exons. Gene Ontology annotation, cellular component: nucleus. The record is from RefSeq and is a predicted model, not a curated record. Lineage: Eukaryota; Metazoa; Chordata; Mammalia; Eulipotyphla; Talpidae. Gene Ontology annotation, molecular function: NEDD8 transferase activity.